Molecule: messenger RNA, 1582 nt
Organism: Globicephala melas (long-finned pilot whale)
Lineage: Eukaryota; Metazoa; Chordata; Mammalia; Artiodactyla; Delphinidae
Gene: ACTR10
Product: actin related protein 10
Biological process (GO): retrograde axonal transport of mitochondrion
Cellular component (GO): dynactin complex
Source: RefSeq, a predicted model, not a curated record
ACCUGCGCGCCGUCGCCCCAGCCCCGCCCCCGAGAGCCGAGAGCUGUUGGCAGCCGAGGUCUGGCUACGCCCGUCUCCUUACCGGCUUGUUUACUACCAUGCCGCUGUACGAGGGCUUGGGGAGCGGCGGAGAGAAAACGGCGGUCGUGAUAGACCUGGGAGAGUCUUUUACCAAAUGUGGAUUUGCUGGAGAAACUGGUCCAAGAUGCAUAAUUCCUAGUGUGAUAAAAAAAGCUGGCAUGCCUAAGCCUAUCAAAGUUGUACAAUAUAAUAUCAAUACAGAAGAAUUAUAUUCCUACCUAAAGGAAUUCAUCCACAUACUGUAUUUCAGGCAUCUAUUGGUGAAUCCCAGAGACCGCAGAGUUGUGGUUAUUGAGUCGGUAUUAUGUCCUUCCCACUUCAGAGAGACACUCACUCGUGUUCUUUUCAAGUAUUUUGAGGUUCCAUCUGUCUUGCUUGCUCCAAGUCAUCUAAUGGCUCUUCUUACACUUGGGAUAAACUCUGCCAUGGUCCUGGAUUGUGGAUAUAGGGAAAGCCUGGUGUUACCUAUAUAUGAAGGAAUCCCAGUACUAAAUUGUUGGGGGGCACUCCCCCUAGGAGGAAAAGCUCUUCACAAGGAGUUGGAAACUCAACUAUUGGAACAAUGUACUGUUGACACAGGUGCUGCUAAAGAACAGAGCCUUCCCUCUGUGAUGGGUUCAAUUCCAGAAGGUAUCUUGGAGGACAUUAAAGUGCGCACUUGCUUUGUUAGUGAUCUGAAGCGUGGACUAAAAAUCCAAGCAGCAAAAUUUAAUAUUGAUGGGAAUACUGAGCGUCCCUCACCACCUCCAAAUGUUGACUACCCAUUAGAUGGAGAGAAGAUUUUACAUGUCCUUGGAUCAAUCAGAGAUUCGGUUGUGGAAAUCCUUUUUGAGCAAGAUAAUGAAGAGAAAUCAGUUGCCACUUUAAUAUUGGAUUCCCUUAUGCAGUGCCCAAUAGACACUAGGAAGCAACUAGCAGAGAACUUGGUAGUCAUAGGUGGCACGUCUAUGUUGCCAGGAUUCCUCCACAGACUACUUGCAGAAAUAAGGUAUUUGGUAGAAAAACCAAAAUAUAAAAAAAUACUUGGCACCAAGACAUUCCGAAUUCAUACUCCACCUGCAAAGGCUAAUUGUGUAGCCUGGUUGGGAGGAGCUAUUUUUGGAGCACUGCAAGACAUACUUGGGAGCCGUUCAGUCUCAAAGGAAUAUUAUAACCAGACAGGCCGUAUACCUGAUUGGUGUUCUCUUAAUAACCCACCUUUGGAAAUGAUGUUUGAUGUCGGGAAGGCUCAACCACCUCUGAUGAAGAGAGCAUUUUCCACUGAGAAAUGAAAGUUUGAUUAAAAUUCAGCUUUGCUUCUUUUCAAAUAUCAAUUACAAGCAAACUGUACAAAGUAUAUAGGGUGGUGUUAGAGAUGACUUUAGUAGAAGUGCAAGCGUUUCUGUAAUUAUACUUCACAUUAGUAUUUAAUCAUUUUGCCUUUGGUGUAAUGGUAGAAUGGUAGCUGAUGCUUAUUGAAAUUAGUUGUAUUUAUAUCAAUAAAAUAUAGUAAAGCAGUUAA